This is a messenger RNA of Jaculus jaculus (lesser Egyptian jerboa), 1359 nucleotides long. RefSeq names its product tripartite motif-containing protein 60-like. The transcript has a single exon. Gene Ontology annotation, molecular function: protein binding. Lineage: Eukaryota; Metazoa; Chordata; Mammalia; Rodentia; Dipodidae. The record is from RefSeq and is a predicted model, not a curated record. Bases 1 to 1359 code for a protein of 452 amino acids.
AUGGAGUUGGCAGCGGACCUGGCGGAACUCCAGGCCGAGGCCAGCUGCCCUGUCUGUCACGAGUACUUCACAAACCCAGUGACCAUCACGUGUGGGCAUAACUUCUGUCUGUCCUGCAUCAGAGCCUCCUGGGAGGGCCUACAGGGCAGUUUUCCCUGCCCUUCGUGCCACUUUCACUGUCCAGAAAAGGACUUCUCAAGUAAUCACCAACUGGCGAACCUGACCGAAGCUGCCAAGCUCCUCCCCAUAAGGAGAAGCAAGAGGAAAAGGCGGGAGGGCGGCCAGAAGGAGCUAGAAGCUCUCUGUCUGCAGUGCAGCCUCCCCAGCACGCGCACGCAGCACCCUGGCGGGCUCCUGGCGAGGGCCGCGCUCUGUGGGCCGAAGCAGUUCCAGCGGUACGUGGAGCUAUGGGGGGAGAAAGUGGAGCCCGUGGAAAAGGCGAUCACCAUGCAGAAGAGAAAGUCGCUGGAGCUCAAGAAGAUGGUAGAACGUAAAAGAGGAGAAAUGGAGUCUGAAUUUGACCAACUUCGGCUGUUUCUCCAAAACGAGCACAAAAGGUUCCUUAGGCAACUGGAAGAUGAAGGGGAAGCCAAUUCAGCAAAAUUAAACAGAAACUUAACAACGGUUUCCGAUCACGCGUCGGCAUUGGAGGCCCUGCUGAGGGAGGUGCAGGGCAGGAGUGAUAAGCCGGAACGCGAGCUACUAGACCACGUCAAGACUCUGUACCACAGGUUUGAAAGCUUAAAAUGCCCAGAAACCUUUUCAUUCAAAAUCACAGAUUAUGGUCAUCAGCUUCUUCCACAGUUUUCUGGCCUGAACAUAAUUAUCCAGCAAUUUAAAGUAGACGUGACGCUGGAUCCUAAAACAGCACACCAUAAACUUACCAUCUCGGAAGACAGAAAGACUGUGCGAUAUGGAAAGAUGCGAAAAGUGUCUCAUAGCCCCAGAAGAUUCUAUUCCUCCCCAGCUGUCCUGGGUUCCCAGGGGUACCACUCUGGCAGGCAGUACUGGGAGGUCGAUGUGAGCAGCAAGCCCGCGUGGAUCCUGGGGGUCUGCGUAGAGACUUUUCCCAGGAGGAGUCAUGUCCGACACAGGCAAGAUGAAAUAUGGGGGGUUGGGCGGUAUAGUCAGACUGUGUAUGCUGCAUUGGGCCCUAAGAAAAUGAAUAUUCUGCCCAAAGUGACACCCAGUAAGAUUGGCAUUUUUUUAGACUCUGAAAUUGGUGAGGUGUCCUUUUACAAUUUGAAUGAUCAGUCUCUUCUCUGUACGUUCAAUGAUUGUAGGAAAGGCGCGCUUUGGCCUUAUUUCAACACCAGCGCUAACCCUAAGCCUCUGAGGAUCUGCACAGUAACAUCCUGA